CCCUAACACUUCGCGAACCUCGUUUCUGCUGUCCGAAUAUCAACACUUCUGCGACCCCAACGACGACCGCAUAUCGCACGGGGACAUGGCUGAUGACGUGGUAAAAGACACAUGGCUCCCAUCUUUGCAUCCGGCGACAUUGCCGCCUUGAUCUCCGCCUUUCCGCCUCCGACUCCAAUCGAAACUCAGCCGUCUCUCGUCCGAAGCCUGUCCGGCAACACACUCCUCAACUCGCAAAAGGUUCUCGCUCGCUUUCAGGCACUGUUCAGGACAGAAGUAAACCGGAUUAGACUGCGUGACCUUCCUUCACGACUUGGCGUCAAAGAUACCCGCUGGAUUCUCGAUUGCUACGACGGUGAAGUGUACUUCAGUUCCGACAAAACUUCGCUUGUCUCAUUCCAGGAGUUCGAAACAAUAUGCAACGAUCUCGUGAAACGAUCACAGGGCGCGUUCGUGGAUUUGUAUUCGUUCACCAGGGAGCGUGACGUUAGCUAUGAGUCUCUUGAGGAUCGUGUUCGGACUGGAUCUCUCCGGUCAUAUUCAGAUCCAUCGCAUCCACACUCGGUCUUGGUUGCGGGAGUCGAGCACGUGCAAGGCGUACGGCAUGAGCUCACGCGCUUAAUGGGAGAUCAAGGGUCGACAGAGAAGGUGCGACUGAGCGACCGAUUACCGGAUAUCCCUCAUUUCAUCCUCCGCGUCUUGACCGACGAAGUGCGGACUAACGGUGCCGCGGUGGACGGCCAUAUCGAGGAGAACGACCAAGGGCUCGAGUUUGUACCAGCUAAUUUUCUCUCGGCCCUUCAAAAGAAGCUCCAGGACGAUUACAAUCUGGCUGUGCAGCAAAGUGUUCAGUCACUGAUAGUGGACGGGUACUGCAUACUUCACAACGACACUGGACACCCGAACGCCAAAAUGGGAGAAGACAUACGCGCCACCUUCGAGUUGCAAAGUCCUUCUUCUGAGCACACUUUCAAGCAACUCGAGGCGGAUGAUGGGUCGAGUUUGAUAGCCACAUCGUUGCUACUCAAGAGCGUUGACGACGAAUGGAAAGCCAUACUUCGAUCAUCCGUCGAAGCCGGCUUUGUGGACAGUAAACCCGAUCCCGCUAUGCAUGCCGAGCUCACGAAGAGAGCGUCAAAACCAAAUCUCACAGCUUUACUGCUGAAGACCACACACCGCCAGAGACUCGACGGCAUCUUCGAUUCGGCAGUCCACGAUGCGGAGUCUGUGAAAUCCCUUGCCUUCGCACGACUACUCGAAGCCCUCGUUUUGGUACCACUUGUGCUCUACGUCGCAGGUCUUGUGGAAGACGCCACAUUGAGGCAGCACCAGGAAGAAUUCGUCGGCGAGUACUUUCGCCGCGAUGUCAUUUCUCAAGUUUUCGCCCGUGUUCGGGACGAAAAGCUCGUCUUGCCCGCACAAAGAAAUCGACUCAAGGAGAUCGAAAAGCUGCAGCAGACAUGCAGUCGCACAAAGACACUAACAGAACUGCACACGGCGGUGGACAAGUUCCGCAAGAAAUGUGAGAUCCCUCCGCCUGACACCGACUCAAUCAAGCAAGUGCAGAAAGCGACUCUGCGCGAGCGGAUCCAAGCCAUGCAGAAAAUGCAACGUGGCUCGGACGUGCUGCAGAAUCUUCUCUGGAUUCUUCUUGCGCAGGCCUCGCCAUCAGAUGCAUUGUUCAUGAGUGCCGGCAAGGAUACCAGCAGGAUGAUCAAACAAUACCAACUCGUCGCUCGUGAUGGUGUGGGGAUCGGCGGGAAGCUCGAGGGAUGGCGGAACAUGCUGAAGGCGGGGAAGGAGAGUCGAGAGGAAGUGCAGGAGAUGAGGGAGCUGGCUAUGAGAGCCGUUGAGGACAUGUUUGGGGUUGGGGUACCUUGACAGUACUGAAAGUGUAUGAGGACGUCUAGCCCGCCGUAUGCAUAGAAGACUUCAAUAUACCCAGAGAAUAUUAGCAAGACACUUGAUUCAUUCCGCGAUUCAUCCGAAAGCAUCGCGUGAGGAAGAAGAGUCGAGUCGAGUCGUGACUCGGGUAGUUUCCAGUUUUCGUUGGUUCAAAGUGUCAUAUACAAUUUGAUAGCCGCUCUUCUCCGAAUUCCCCCCGGAAUCAGGUCGAUUGGUCUAGUGGUAAGCCGAGUCCACACAACCCUAGCAA
Messenger RNA from Neohortaea acidophila, 2155 nucleotides. RefSeq lists its product as uncharacterized. The coding region runs from base 112 to 1881 and encodes 589 amino acids. The record is from RefSeq and is a predicted model, not a curated record. NCBI's taxonomy places the organism in Eukaryota, Fungi, Ascomycota, Dothideomycetes, Mycosphaerellales, Teratosphaeriaceae. The transcript has a single exon.